AUGGAGAACUGGGUGCCUAACCCUAAUGCUCGGCCAUUUAUACCACGCCGUCGGAUGGCCCGUAAUACCACUGGGCACUAUGUGCGGACGUAUUCAAGAAAGAAAAUACUUGCAAAAAUAUUCCAGGUGAGCCUGGUGAUAGUGCUGUUCAUCACAGUUGUCAUCAACAUCACAUUUCUACUCGACACUGGCAAGAAACAGCAGGAUGACUAUGCUAAACUUUCUGGAGUGAGCACUGAUUUCCGUGAAAAUGCACAGAAGGGAAAGGAGAGGCUUGGGAAGACACUGUCUGUGAUAGUUGUGUCCAGCAAAGAUUCUGUCAGUGUCUCUGUGGAUGGAACAGCUGUUCUGCAUGAUGAAGAAGUUGAUAAAAAUCGUGGCAUUCACAUAAUAGUCUUAAAUCAAGCCACUGCGAGUGUUAUGGCCAAACGUGCAUUUGACACUUACAGUAAACAAGAAGAUGAAGCCAUGGUCCUCUUCCUCAACAUGGUUACCAAUGGUCGAAUAAUCAUUUUUGCUAUUAAAGAUGAAGGUUCAUUCCAAUUAAAGCAAACGGCACGUAAUGUCCUCAAGCAACUGGGUAGUGAGCAAGCAGAAUCCUUGAACUGGAGAGAUAUGUGGGCUUUUAUCACUAUCAAAAAAGGUGAAAAAGUUGCUGAAGCUUAUAGCAAGUCUGCUGACCUGUCCACUUGGGGGGAGAAAGUCACUCUCACUGCAGCCAUACCACUGAUGCCAGCUGAAUUGAGUGAAUGUCAUUGGCCAAGCAGUGAAAUAAAUAACCGAAGAAAGGCCUUCUGUUCCAAAGUAGAAGGUUAUGGCAGUGUGUGCCAAUGUGAUGAUCCUGCCCCUAUUGUGUUUUAUCCACCUCCCCUUCCUGAUAAGAGAAUCUCUCAGGUGCCUGUAGCUGUGAUUGCAAGUGACCGACCUCACUAUUUAUAUAGGAUGCUACAAUCAAUUUUGUCUACACCUGGAUCCAAUCCUGAAAUGAUAACUGUGUUUAUUGAUGGCUACUAUGAGGAACCCUUUGAAGUGACCAAGCUCUUUGGGUUGCAUGGGGUGCAACAUACUCCACUCGGAGUGAAAAAUGCAAGGAUUUCUCAACAUUAUAAAUCCAGUUUGACUGCAACUUUCAAUCGUUUCAAGGAUGCUGAAUAUGCCAUAAUAAUUGAAGAAGACUUGGAUGUUUCUCCGGAUUUCUUCAAUUACUUUAGCCAGACUAUGCACCUAUUGGAUGAAGAUCCUUCUAUUUAUUGCAUCUCUGCUUGGAAUGACCAGGGUUAUGAACAUUCAUGUAAAGAUCCUUCUCUUCUGUAUCGUAUUGAGACUAUGCCAGGACUUGGCUGGAUGAUGAAACAGAAGCUGUAUAAAGAGGAAUUGGAAACGCAAUGGCCAACACCAGAAAAGCAAUGGGACUGGGACAUGUGGAUGAGGGCCAAUUUUAUCCGCAAGGAUCGUGAGUGCAUAAUUCCAGACAUUUCACGCACGUAUCAUUUUGGCUCCAAGGGAAUCAACAUGAACCCAUAUUUCCAGGAAGUUUACUUCAAGAAGCAUUCAUUCAUGACUUUACCUAACGUUCAGCUGAAAGAUGUUGACAAAAUGAAAAAGGACAAUUAUGAAGUUCUGAUAAAGAUGUUGAUUAAAGAUGCCAAAGUUUUAAACCAUACCAGACCACCAUGUGAUGAUGAUUUUAUUCCCAACACCAAGGAUGAUUUAUAUGUUAUGUAUAUAAAUAUGACAUCAGAUAAAGAUUACACAACAUGGAAACAUUUGGCCAAGUGUUUUCAUCUUUGGGACCUGGAUGUUAGAGGAUUUCAUAAGAGCAUGUGGCGUCUGUUCCUGAAAACCAAUCAUAUUCUCAUUAUAGGAACUCCCGCCUCACCUUACUCGGAGUACAAACCUGCGAAUGUCCUGCCUAUUUAUUUAAAUGAGAGUAUCAUUAAACAAUCAUUCCAUGGUUGGGAAGGUAGUUGUUUUGCCUGUUUUUUUCCUUCCUUCAUCUCUUUCCUCCUUCUCUUCUUCUUCUCUUUUCCUUCUCUUCUUCUCUUUUCCUCCUCCUCCUCCUCUCUUUUCCUCCUCCUCCUCUUCUCUUUUCCUCCUCCUCCUCUUCUCUUUUCCUCCUCCUCCUCUUCUCUUUUCCUCCUCCUCCUCCUCUUUUCCUCCUCCUCCUCUUCUCUUUUCCUCCUCCUCCUCUUCUCUUUUCCUCCUCCUCCUCUUCUCUUUUCCUCCUCCUCCUCUUCUCUUUUCCUCCUCCUCCUCUUCUCUUUUCCUCCUCCUCCUCUUCUCUUUUCCUCCUCCUCCUCCUCUUCUCUUUUCCUCCUCCUCCUCCUUUCUCUUUUCCUCCUCCUCCUCCUCUUCUCUUUUCCUCCUCCUCCUCCUCUUCUUUUCUUCCUCCUCCUCUUCUCUUUUCUUCCUCCUCCUCCUCCUCUUCUCUUUUCUUCCUCCUCCUCAUCCUCUUCUCUUUUCUUCCUCCUCCUCCUCUUCUCUUUUCCUCCUCUUCUCUUUUCCUCCUCCACCUCCUCUCCUCCACCUCUUCUCUUUUCCUCCUCCUCCUCUUUCUCUCUUAAUUAUAUUUUAGCAAUGUGUCUUGUCUAUCUCCUUUUCUCUAUUUUUUCAUUCAGUUACUAA
This is a messenger RNA of Acanthosepion pharaonis, 2625 nucleotides long. NCBI's taxonomy places the organism in Eukaryota, Metazoa, Mollusca, Cephalopoda, Sepiida, Sepiidae. The record is from the annotation of a GenBank genome assembly.